CACAGAUCUACAUAUUAGAAUCUAGAUAUAGAGUCUAGAAGUGACAAGAAUAGCGAAAUUAUUUCACCGGAAACUCAUUUGAUUCCUUCAUCAACUUUAUUUUUAUUAUUUUUGCGGCAACGGUGAAUGCUAUUGACGAUUGCAGCGCUGUCUGGAGAAUGAGUACUAAUGGUACUUUGAAUACUUUACUGAAGUACAGAUUUGUCAAAAAGCCAGUUAAUCAAAUUACAAUAGAUACUCAGGUUUCCAGUGAGUGCAAUGGUUUAUCCAGAGAAAACAGCAGCAGUUCUUUGGACAGUCAGUCUACAGUGCUCUUUGCUAGUCAGAACUCAUCAAAUGAAAGCAUGCAGUCAUUAAACCAAAGUCAUAACAGAGUAGACAGUCAAAACACGCUACCUUAUAGUCAGUCCUCAGUGCCAAGCUUAAAUAGCCAGAGUACUCUGCCUUAUCACUAUAUACCUCCUCAAAGUCCAGCCUCCAGCAGCACAUGCAUGUCAAACUCAACCAGUCCAGUCUUCACCUCCAAACUGAACAGUCACCAAACCAAAGUGGAAGUGACCAACCAGGUGACUCCCACAGCUUCACCAGUCACAGGACCCUGGGUCUCUAAAGCAUCAGGACAAGUGAAUGGGGGAAGUAACAAGGACAAUGCUAGCAAGUUUAAACGUGUCAAGCGACCUGUCGACACUGACAGUGAUGAGGACACAUCAACAAAAAACAAAGAUGAUUUUUGUCGCCUUAAAGAAAUGUUUCCAGAGAAGAGUGAGAACAGAAUCAGGGCAGCUCUCAUUAUGUAUCCCAAAGACUUUCAGAGAGCUGUUAAUUUUAUGGCCUCAGAGAAGUGUACCACAGCCACUGCAGAAAAGCGUCCAUUACCUAAAUCAGAGGAGCAGCCAGAAAUUACUGGUAAUUAUAAGAGGAUCAAAAUGAUGCCUGAAACACCAUCACCCGUGAAAGUUGUUGGCAUUGAUUUUCUCCAAGAAUCACAAAAUUUACAGAAAGCGCUGGAGUUUUUACAAGGAUGUUUCCCAGCAAAGUCUAUUCAGCAUUUAAAAAAGGUUUUGAAGGCCCACAAUGGGAAUACAGAUACUGCUGUAACAGAACUUUCUAAUGAAGACAUUAUAAUCUUGGAUGAUGAUGCUGAGGAGGCUGGACCUAGCAGUGAUGCUUCUAGCCAAACAGUGAAGAAAACAUCUGCACUGAAACCUAAGUUGUCUGAAUCAAAAGUGCGAAAGAAAAAAGAAAAAGAUGUAGAUGUUAGUGAUGAGGAUGAAGAUUAUGAUGAUUAUGGCAGUGGUGACAGUGAUGACAGUGAGGAUCUUGAUAAUAAGACCAAGUCAGAAACAGACAAUUUCUUACAAUUCUUUCAAGAAGCUACAUUUGAAGAGCUCACUGCCAUGCCAGGAUGCUCCAAGAAAAAAGCAGAGCUCAUCGUGAGUCUUAGACCUUUCCCCACCUGGCAAAGCUUGCUGGACGCGUUCAAUGCAGAGAAACAGUUGUCCACGUCACUGAUUUCUGGGUGUAAGGAGAUCAUGCAUGUUAGAAACACCAUCCGCCGCCUAAUGAUGAAGUGUGAAAGUAUCUCCCAACAGAUGGGAAUGGUUGUGUCCAGACUUACUAGGCAGGAUUCGCAAAGCACACAGAGAGAUGAGUUGAAAAUUACAAAACAACCUGAGCUACUGAAUAAAGAGUUUGAACUUCAACCCUAUCAGUUGAUAGGUGUUAGCUGGCUGAAGAUAAUGCAUGAGCAACAUUUGAAUGGAAUUCUUGCAGAUGAAAUGGGUUUGGGAAAGACUAUUCAGGCAAUUGCAUUUUUGGCUCACCUAAUGGAAUCAGGCGAGGAAGGACCACAUGUUAUAAUUGUACCAUCCUCUACAAUUGAAAACUGGUUGAGAGAGUUGCAGAGAUGGUGCCCUGCUCUAAAAGUAAUUGUGUACUAUGGCUCUCAGGAAGAGCGAAGAGCUGUUAGACAUUCCAUAUUUUUCCAAGGAGAAGAAUUUAAUGUUCUCUUGACUACAUAUAACAUGGCCACAGGUGGUGUUGAAGACAGGGUGCUUUUUAAAAAAUUUGAAUUCCACUACGCAGUAUUUGAUGAAGGUCACAUGCUGAAGAACAUGUCCUCUUUGAGGUUUCAAAAUCUCAUGAAGAUAGCAGCUGAACGCCGUUUGCUUUUGACUGGGACUCCUUUACAAAACAAUCUUCUAGAACUGAUGUCAUUACUCUGUUUUGUGAUGCCAGAAAUAUUUCAAGGCAAAACAGAUCAUCUCAAGAAAGUCUUUGCCAUGAUAUCAAGGUCAGAAGAGAAGCAGAAAAGUAGAUUUGAGAGAGACAGAAUUGCUCAAGCUAAAAGAAUUAUGAAGCCUUUUGUUUUACGUCGGUUAAAACGAGAUGUCCUACAACUACUUCCAAAGAAGACAGAACAUAUAGAAAAAUGUCAGUUAGUACCUAAACAGCAAGAGUUGUAUGAUAGCCUAGUAACAAAAUACUCUCAGGAGAUAGGAGACAAUCCUGAUGCAGCGCCAAAUGGAGGAGUUGGUAUAUUCAUGCAGUUUAGGAAAGCUGCCAACCAUCCGCUGCUACUUAGGAAUUUAUACACAGAUGAUAUACUCUCAAAAAUGGCAAAAGACAUUGCUAAGGAACCGUCUCAUAAAGAAAGAGGAGCCCUGCCCAAUCUUAUACAAGAAGACAUGGCUGUGUUGAAUGACUUUGAUUUGUUUAAUUUAUGUAAACAGUAUAAGAAAUAUCUUGGAAAAUACUCCUUAGACCCAUCAGUGAUAUUAGAGUCUGGGAAAUUUAAAAAGAUGGAUGAGUUGAUGCCAAAGAUGAAAGAUAGGAAUGACAGAGUCCUAGUCUUCAGCCAGUUCACCAUGAUGCUUGACAUUCUAGAGAUUUACAUGGACCACAAUGGCUACAAGUACCUUAGAAUGGAUGGACAGACUCCAGUCCCUGACAGGUUGCAGCUUAUUGACCGCUUCAACAAUGAACCCGAUAUAUUUGUGUUCCUCUUGUCUACACGUGCCGGUGGCCUAGGCAUCAAUUUGACUGCGGCCAACACAAUUAUACUCCAUGACAUAGAUUUCAACCCUUACAAUGACAAGCAGGCAGAGGACAGGUGUCACCGACUGGGACAACAAAGAGAAGUAACUAUAAUCAAGUUGAUCUCUGAAGACACUGUUGAUGAAGCAAUGCUGAGUUGUGCCAAUGGUAAACUUAUGUUAGAAAAAGAUCUAACAGGUCCAGCCAAUGAAGAAGAGAAUGAAGAUAAUACUAAAGAUGUCGCCAGUUUAUUGAAAGAAGUUUUAAGGUCAAGGCAAAAAAAGAAAGAUGACCAUAAGGAAGGCAGCAGCCAGCACUUGACCAAAGUGGACAGCAAGGCCAGCUCAUCAUGACCCAUGUGUAGUGACUUAGUUGAAAACUGAUUUCUUUGUUACGGUUAAGACAUGUUAGCCUGUCCCUGUUUGAUAUGAAAAUGUUUACAUUUGAACUGUGUAUAUAGGAACUAAGUGUGGUUCUGUUGAUGUUAGUAAACAUUCUUGUUCAUGUCAGUCAUCUACAGAUUCUUCAUCGCUGUGCUGAUGUCUCUUUUUUUUAUAUAUAUAUAUAUAUUUGUAGCUGCAUUGAAUUAUGUUUUGUGUCUCAUUUCAUUAACUCAUUAGGUUUUUCAUGGAGCUAUUUUCUAGGUUUCUAGUGCAACUUUUUUGUUUGCAAAGCUAUGAUUGAGUCCUUAUUUUAGUUGUCUUAUGAAAGACAUAGACAAAAGGUUAGAAUAAAUACUUAUACAUGUUGAUUGUGGUAUUUAAAGCUUGCAUUGAAUAAAGAUGGUGUUACUGUAAGGAUGAAAAUAGUCAGCUGUGUGGGUGUCUUGUUUUCUGGAAAAUGGUUUUAACAAAUAUAGAAUAGGCUUUUUUUUGUUCCUUUGCUAAAAGGAGACCAUCUGGACAAGAUUGAUUCAUUUUCAUGCAUGGCAAUUAGAUUAAUAAUUUAUUUUGUUACAAUAAAUGAGUUAAUUAUGGCUCUGUAAUUAACUAUUUACUUUUCUGUACCGAAAAAAAUUUUUUGGAUCUAAAGAAAAAAAUCAAACUAUUUCAUAUGUAUUAUUAGAAGAGUUCAAAUGUGCAUCUCAAUUUAAUUAUUACUCCACACAUUUCUUAAUUCAUUUCCAGCCUGCCUAUAAAAUAAUUUGUUGUCAUCACUUUUAUAUUGUGUGUAUAUACAAUAUACAUUGCCCUGGGUGUUUUGUACACAUAAUUAUUUACAAAUGAAUGACAGUUGUUGAGACAUUUCUAGAGGGAAUUCUGGAGGACUAAAAUUGAGGCUGUUAAAGUGUCCAUUACUGGGUUUUAUGACCUGAGAAGUUUUUUUUUUUUUUAGGAUCAUUCAGUAAUGAGAAAUGUGUUUGAAAAUGUAGAAGCUUACUUAGAAAACUGUGUGCAUUACCAACUAAGAAAUGUAACAUCAGUUUUAUUCUCUGACAUUCUACUAAUUGGACUUGUGAAGGAAAAUAUUCAAAAAUCACAGCUUAAAAACUUAGGUCUGUCUGGUGUGUUUUUUUUUCUUUCCCACUGGCAUAUAUAAAUUAUUUUUUGUAAAUUUGAUUCCUGAGUUUUUUUUUUGUUUUUUUUUUUAAUAAAAUGAUAGCUCAUGAGAUUGUCUAAAAAAUGUGUCAACUAAUAACUGAAACAUUGGUUUAAAAGCUUCAGAAGUGAAUUGUUUUUCCUUCUCAGUAAAAGUAUUCCUCUUGUGAAAGUUUUUUUUUAAAGGCAUAUUUCUAUUGGAGCAAAAUAUUUUCUUAUGACCUUGUUGUGAUAGCACUCUAUUCUUUUCGUUUAUUCUAACAAUUGUGGUACUUUGAGCACUCCCAGAAUGCAAUAAAAGUUUUGGUUCUAUAUUUUUACUUCAUAAUAAUUACAUCACUUUAUUUACAUUUUGCAAGUACCAAAAGGAUAAUGCCAUUUUUUGUUUUACUGGGGUAUUUUAUUGUUUUCUUCUGCUGAAGAUCACUUUGUGCCAGAAUCUUUAGGAACACAUUUAAUAUGAAUUGAAUUACUAAUGGGAAGCCAUUUUAAUCAUUUAGAAAACAAUUUAUUUAUAUUCAUGAGACAUUCACAUUAGAUUUACACCCUAACAACAAAGACUAAAAAUAAAAACAUUUGGACCUCUUUACAUGAUCAAAUAUUUGUUUGGAAAUCUUGAUUUAGUUACCAGAUUAAUUUUUUUUGUUUGUUUAUCCGAAAGUCACUAAAUUUGUUUACAUAAGACAUAAUGUGUGCCAUUGAGUGCCUCCAUCAGUAGAAUUAACCAAUCAUUUUCAUACUCUGUCAGCCUUUAAAUUGUCAAAUUGUAAAAGAAAUACAUUUUGUUGAGCAAAAUUUUUUUUUUCCUUUUCAUUUUAGUGUUGUUUUUGUUUUUCUUUUGUGAAGAAGAAACAAUGCACUUCUAGAUUAUGAUCUUAUAGUCUUAUAAUUCUAUUUUGUUAAUUUCUUUUUCUGUUGUUAUUAACAGUUUUUGUUGAGAUAUUACCCUGUUGUGUUUUAAUUUAAUUUUGUUUCUGUGUUAAAAAUGACAUACUGAAUUGAGGAAUUAAUUGACCACUAAAAAAAUAGAUUUUUUAAAAAGUUUAUGCAAGGAUUUGAGGGUUGCAUUAAUCAUAUGCUCCAUUUUUAAAAUAGUUAUUGAAAUAACACUAGGCUAUAAAGUAUGUCUCAUGUCAUUGUCUUUGCAAAUAAAAAGGGCACAUGUGUCCAUACAAAAAAA
This is a messenger RNA of Biomphalaria glabrata, 5754 nucleotides long. RefSeq names its product SWI/SNF-related matrix-associated actin-dependent regulator of chromatin subfamily A containing DEAD/H box 1B-like. Gene Ontology annotation, molecular function: DNA binding; ATP-dependent chromatin remodeler activity; chromatin binding. NCBI's taxonomy places the organism in Eukaryota, Metazoa, Mollusca, Gastropoda, Planorbidae. The coding region runs from base 159 to 3389 and encodes 1076 amino acids. The transcript has 22 exons. The record is from RefSeq and is a predicted model, not a curated record. Gene Ontology annotation, cellular component: nucleus.